This is a messenger RNA of Acanthaster planci (crown-of-thorns starfish), 3732 nucleotides long. RefSeq names its product epoxide hydrolase 1-like. The record is from RefSeq and is a predicted model, not a curated record. Gene Ontology annotation, biological process: epoxide metabolic process. Gene Ontology annotation, molecular function: epoxide hydrolase activity. NCBI's taxonomy places the organism in Eukaryota, Metazoa, Echinodermata, Asteroidea, Valvatida, Acanthasteridae.
GAAGGACGGUCUGAAAUCUGGUCUCCAAUCGAAGUAAUCGUUCCAUGACUAGCGCAUUUGUGCUGCCCGAAUUAUGAAAAGUGAAUUUGAGUGUAUCUCGUAUCGCAAGUUCUGGCACUGGACAUCAGUACCGGCGCCUAAGUGGGCAUGAGAUAUCACAGGCCUCCCUACACAUAGUACAGAGUUCACCGGGGUGCCGGUCUAAUUGAGUUACACGACUACAUGUAGUGUCUCAUCAUUUCAGGGUGCAGUCUGCACAGAACGAGAAUUAAACGCGUACUGGCACUGUAAGUGAAAACAGUUGUAAACCUCCACCAUGGUAUGGAAACUAGCGGUCACCGUACUUCUUUUGGGGCUGGGUAUCGCCUACAUGAGCGGUCUCUUCAGAUCGCCGCCUGAUCCACCAGAGGUUGGUGACGGAUGGUGGGGACGAGGUGACAAGCCUAAGAAGGAAGAAGACACGUCUGUUAAGAGAUUCAACAUUCGUUUCCCAGACGCGGAUCUAGCUGAUCUAAAAGAGCGCCUCAGGAGAACUCGAUGGUUUGAGAGUGUCGAAGGUACCAAGUUUCAUUUUGGUAUCAAGCCCGAGUACAUGAAGAAAAUAGUGGACUACUGGCUAAACAAAUACGACUGGCGCAAAAAAGAGCAAGAGCUGAACCAGUAUCAAAGUUACAAGACAAAAAUCGAGGGAAUCGACAUCCACUUCGUGCGAGCUGUGCCGAGACUGAAAGUGGGACAGAAGGCUAAGCCCAUUCUAAUGGUCCACGGCUGGCCGAGUUCCUUCUACGAGUUCUAUAAGAUAAUUCCCAUGCUGAUCGACCCUACCCGUCAUGGAGGGACUGAGGAUGAUAUCUUCGAGGUCAUCGUUCCUUCUUUGCCUGGUUAUGGCUUCUCAGAGGCUGCUCACAAACAAGGUAUGGGCCGUUUCCAAUCAACAGCUCGCUGGCGCAAAAAAGAGCAAGAGCUGAACCAGUAUCAAAGUUACAAGACAAAAAUCGAGGGAAUCGACAUCCACUUCGUGCGAGCCGUGCCGAGACUGAACGUGGGACAGAAGGCUAAGCCCAUUCUAAUGGUCCACGGCUGGCCGAGUUCCUUCUACGAGUUCUACAAGAUAAUUCCCAUGCUGAUCGACCCUACCCGUCAUGGAGGGACCGAGGAUGAUAUCUUCGAGGUCAUUGUUCCUUCUUUGCCUGGUUAUGGCUUCUCAGAGGCUGCUCACAAACAAGGAUUCGACAGCUACUACGUCCAGGGUGGUGACUGGGGCGCCAAGGUGACAGACCAAAUGGCAGGCAUGUUCCCAAAUCACGUCCGCGGCAUCCAUGUGAACAUGAUACUCGUCCAGCCGCCUGUGAGUCAAAUUAUCUUGGGCAGCCUGUUCCCGUCCCUGGUGCUGGAGAACAAAGGCUACGCCAGGUCGCUGCCGAGCUGGGAGUCGCUGAAAUUUUGGCUGAUGGAGACAGGGUACUUGCAUAUACAAGCCACUAAGCCGGACACAGUCGGUCACGCUCUGACCGACUCUCCAGUCGGACUGGCCGCCUACAUCAUCGAAAAAUUCUCGUCCUGGACAAAUUACGACUGGCUUGACUUGGAUGACGGCGGGCUCGAUGCUUAUUGGUCCAAAGACGACCUGUUAACCAAUGUCAUGAUUUAUUGGGUAUCUGAGUGCAUUACGUCUUCUAUGCGCUUGUACAAAGAGAACUUGCCAGUUUCCAGAUCGUUGAGCAAUUUCUUAAACACUGUGCCCGCCGGUUUGGCGGAUCUGCCAAACGACUUGUCGCGAGCGCAGAAGAACUGGGCGACCCAGCACUACACAGACAUUGUCUCCUACACAACUUACUCAACGGGCGGCCACUUCGCUGCCUUCGAGGUGCCAGACCAACUCGCCAAGGACUUGCGACAAUUCGUGCAAAAGGUGGAACAGCGUCUGCUCAAUAAUUUAACAUAAUCUGUGAUAUGGAUGAUAGGCAAAGUCUUUGUCAUGGGCAUACUAGGAAAGCGGGAUCAUAUCCAGUAUGUGCUACCAUCUUCCACAUCUACCAUCUUCCUCUACUUAAAAAACCGUUGUAAUGGAUGACCAGUUGUGGGUUUUUGUUCUUUCUUCCAUAUUCCUUUCUCUGGCUCUUCCCACUUUACUUCCUCUACUGUUAAUUUGACUUGAGUGGAGACUAUCCACUCUUUGACUUGAAGCAAGACUACACUUUCUUAGUUAAGAAAAGGGAACAGUAGACUUAAAUUUUUAUGAACCAUUAUGUUUAUUGUGAUAAGGAAUAUUUCUUAAUAAAGCAAUUGUAGUCAUAGUGUUGCUCAGAUUGUAUUUGGUUAAUUUUUGUACUUUGCACGACUACAUGUUACCCUUUAAAAGCUCUCAGCCCAUGCGGUUGCUAGGCAUACAAGGCAAUGCCUGCCAUAUCUUUACGAGUAAAUGUGCUGUUUUCCUUUGCCCACUUUUCAGGACAAUUUUACUGAAUAAUCAGAUGAUCAUCUCUCAUGUGCCCUUUAUUGUGUCAGGCUAUAGAUUAUUAAGGUGGAAGCCGUUGUGGAAGAGAUCUUUCAUGAGAAAUUUAGGGAGCACUGCAAGGAAACGCACAAGGUAUGCAGCCCAUGUUUACACUGAUGGCACACACAGUGUGGUCAUGUGCAGUGUGUGUGCAUGAUGAGCAGUACAAGUUCUUUGGUGUAUUGUUUGUGUUCUAGAACUAGUGAUCUAGUAUGAUUAGUGGAUGAUUUUCAAAAUUAAAUAAAUCCUGGAUUAUUUGGGUAAUUUAUUUUCUGCAAGUUAAACGGGUUUAAUUACACAACUGUAUACCCUGUAAUCAGCGUCAUAAUUUUGUGAGGGUUACAUGGAUCGAUGGCUUUAUCGUGCAUUUCAGGGGCGGAAUGGGUGUUUGUAGUCUGUGAAAGUGUGUGUGUUGGUCAGUCAGUGCGCAAGGCUGGCCAGUGUGUUCGUAGUUCCAUCUUUGGGUGCUUGAUGCAGCCAUCCCUGCUUGUGUUUCUUAGGGUUCUCAUCCCUUGUUUAAUGGUGUAAUAUUUAAUUAAGCAUCUGCUUUAGACAUGUGUGCGUAUUAUUUUUUGUAAGUCAUAUUUGUUCACAAAUUCAAAAUGUAGAAAUGGAACUUAAGAGUGCCUACCAUAUCUUUACAGGUGGCCUCCGGGCCCAAACUUGAAUAAAUAUAAGGAGCCAGAGAGAGGAUAAGUGACCCCCCUGUCCUUUCCUGGGCUCAUACAUGUACGUUUACAUGCGAUAUAACUAGGACCUGCGUGCCAUCAUAGUCACCCCCCGUCCCGAGGCAACGCCCCCGGAAGAGAGUCCCGGGGCAACAGCCCCCAUGAAAUGAAAAUUUUGUAAUAAAUUUCACUAAACCCGUGAAAUCGGAACUCAGGUUUCAAUUAACCUGAUUUCAAAUUUUUGUUUAGCCAACUUUAACCCAUAUUUUAGAGCUUUAUCGGUUUUUAUGCUAAUGCAUAUUUACAUAUUCUGGAGUAGAACUAUAUCAUUCAAGGCACUAAAUUUCAAUAUUGCACCGGUCUGUGCACUAGAAAUUUCUAGAUUUUUUUGAACACUAUAAUGGUAUAGAUUUCAUUGUCUUUGGCAAUUUAUUGCUUUGUAUGUACAUGGCAAUAAGCCAGGUAGCAUCCUUUUCACAGAAAUGUUUUUCAGUUUGCAAAUUUGGAGUUCAUAAUUUGAGUAUGAAAAUAAACAGUCUCAAUUAUAGAGUUUGAUUUCAGUGAGAA